AUGCCGCUUCCUCAGCCGCGGCGACUUCCGAGGAUAAGUAUCGCCCCGGCCCAGGCCCCCUCGACGUCCCGGUCCUCUGGUGGGUCCAAUGUAGCGACCGUCGCCCCGGCCCCCUCGACGUCGCGGUCCUCUGCUGGGCCCAAUGUCGACUCGACCCAACCCUCUACCUCAACGGGUCGAACCGGCGCUUGUAGAAGGCCUCCUACAGCUGCAUCAGGAGUAGAUGUGGCACGGCAGAGGUUACGGGAACUGGUGCUGGACCAUUUCCUUCAAGUAUUUGUUUCGCCGGCGCACGCUCCCGUGGCGUGCACUGUGGGGGCGUUGGUUGCGAUGUCCACCCUGAGGGCCGAGCUCAGGGAUAUGCUCUGGCUCGUCGACCAUCUUCUCGACGAGAUGCCCCGUGACCAGAGCCUCGUGAUAGCGUACGCGCUUUGGAGGGAAGUGCGCUCGUCGUUGGAGGGUCUGCUCAUCGGCAUCGGCGAGAGCAUGGAGUCGGCGGCCUCGAGGGAUCCCUACGACAUCGACCCUGAGGAACCGGAACCGUCGCCCCCGGCUAGGCACGUUCGCUGCUGUGUCUGUAUGGACAGAUUGCCGACGGUAGGGUUGAGGCCUUGUGGACACACUCUGUGCCCACAAUGUGCCCAUAGGCUCUUACGUUGUCCAAUCUGUCGGGUGAUCAUCCACGGGAGGAUGCCAUUGUUUUUUUCUUAAAAUUUUUAAA
Molecule: messenger RNA, 721 nt
Organism: Homalodisca vitripennis (glassy-winged sharpshooter)
Lineage: Eukaryota; Metazoa; Arthropoda; Insecta; Hemiptera; Cicadellidae
Exons: 2
Coding region: 1-711 (236 amino acids)
Source: RefSeq, a predicted model, not a curated record